GGCAUCACGCCUCCCCUUUCUGACAAGUAGCUGCUGUUAAUGCUUAAAACACAUUCUAGUUUCCGUGGUUUGUUCUUUCCAUUACGUUACCAUCAUCAAGGACUGAAAAAGAACAAACACAAAUUUCUACAUUGCUCUGAUAUGUCUACAUUAUCCUUAUUAUGGUCUUUCAACUUUAUAGAACCAGACCCAUUUUGCAAUACAACUAGUAUUAACAAGAACAAUGAUUCUUCAAUGGUUUCUUCUGUAAAACCACAUCAAAAGAAGAAACCCAGAUUAGUGAUGAAUUCAUUAGCUUUGAAUUCAACUAGUUGUGUUGAACGAGUAGUACCAAAAUUUUAUGAUAAGGAGACAUUGAAGAUGUACUCUGGAUUGCUUCAGGAUUGUUCAACGAAAGGGUCUCUUUAUAAUGGUAAAGCAGUUCAUGGGCAGGUGAUUAUUAGUGGGAUGAACCCUGAUUCAUAUUUGUGGAUAUGUCUUGUAAAUAUGUAUGUAAAAUGUGGGGAUUUGACACUUGCUCAUCUCGUGUUUGAUGAAAUGCUGGAACGAGAUGUUGUGUCUUUCACUGUGUUGAUUGCGGGUUAUUCUGCAGCAGGAAAUGGUUAUGAAGGUGUUGGUUUGUUUCGUCGGAUGCGAAGUGAAGGUAUUUUGGGAAAUGGGUUUGCUUUUGCUUCGGCUUUAAAGGCUUGUUCAAUGUGUUUGGCAUUGGAAUUUGGAAAGCAGAUGCACGCAGAAGUGGUAAAAGCUGGAGUUUUAGGGGACGUAUUUGUUGGGUCUGCUCUUGUUGAUCUUUACGCAAAAUGUGGUGAGAUGGAACUUGCAGAGGGAGUGUUUUUUAACAUACCUGAACUAAAUGUCGUUUCGUGGAAUGCAUUGCUGAAUGGGUACGCUAAGAUUGGUGAUGGGAGAAGGGUUUUGAAUCUUUUCCAUAAAAUGUAUGAGUCGGAUAUGAAAUUCAGUAAGUUUACUUUAUCCAGUGUGCUAAAGGGGUGUGCAAGCUUAGGAAACGCAAGAGAAGGUCAGAUAGUUCAUUCUCUUGCAAUCAAGACUGGAACUGAACUUGAUGGGAUUUUGAGCAGCAGUUUGGUUGAUAUGUAUUCCAAGUGUGGACUGGCUGAAGAUGCACAAAAAAUAUUCGUUAGAGUUUUAAAUCCAGACGUGGUGGCCUGGAGUACAAUGAUUGCUUGUCUUGAUCAGCAAGGAAAAACCUGCGAAGUAACAAAACUAUUUGCUGACAUGGGGAAAGCUGGUCUUAGACCGAAUCAAUAUACCCUUGCUAGUGUUGUUAGUGCUAGCACCAAUUUAAUUGACCUCCGAUAUGGCAAAAGUGUCCAUGCUUGCAUAUGCAAAUCUGGGUUUGACUCUGAUAAGUCGGUUAGUAAUGCACUUAUCACAAUGUACAUGAAAUCGGGAUCAGUUCAAGAUGGUUUCAGGGUAUUUGAGUCCAUGGAAGACAGGGUUGUCAUUUCAUGGAACGCCUUCUUGUCUGGGUUCCAUGAAGGUGAUGCUUGUAGUCAGGCACCAAUUAUCUUCAAUAGGAUGGUUGUGGAAGGUUUUAAACCUAACAAAUACACAUUCAUUAGCACCUUAAGAUCUUGUUCUAGCCUGUCAGAUAUGAGCUUUGGCCAGCAAAUCCAUGGCCAAAUUGUUAAGAACAAUCUACAAACUGAUGAUUUUGUUGGAGCAUCACUUGUAGACAUGUACUCCAAAUGUGGGUGCUUGGAAAAUGCACACAAGGUUUUCAAAAGAAUGAAAGAACGAGAUUUUUUCACUUGGACCACAGUUAUCAGUGAGUAUGCACAGGCAAAUCAAGGGGAAAAGGCAUUUGAGUGCUUCCGCCAAAUGCAGCGAGAAGGUGUGAACCCUAAUGAGUUCACUCUGGCUAGCUGUUUAAGAGGUUGUUCUACUAUAUCAGCUCUGGAAAGUGGCCGACAGCUUCAUUCACAGGUCAUCAAGUCCGGUCAUUCAUGUGAUGUGUUUGUUACGAGUGCUCUUGUAGAUAUGUACGGGAAAUGUGGGGCCAUAGAAGAUGCAGAGGAGGUAUUCGAAAGCUCAGAAUCGAGGGAUAUAGUUUCGUGGAACACAAUGAUCUGUGGGUACUCUCAAAAUGGAGAUGGAGAGAAAUCUCUUCAGACAUUUAAUAGUAUGCUAAAUGAAGGUAUACAACCCAAUGAGAUAACCUUUAUAGGUGUGCUUUCGGCUUGUAGCCACAUUGGUUUGGUCGAAAAAGGAAAGCAACAUUUUGAAUCAAUAAAAGAAGUUUAUGGCAUUAUUCCAACGAUUCAACACUAUGCUUGUAUGGUUGAUAUCCUUGGUCGGGCAGGUAAACUUGAGGAGGUAGAAAACUUCAUCGAGAAAAUGAAUAUCAAGCCUAAUGCAUUGGUUUGGCAGACAGCUUUGGGUGCUUGUAAAAUGCAUGGUAAUGUGGAGUUUGGAGAAAGAGCCGCGGAAAAACUCUUCCAACUUGAACCCGAGACAGACUCGACUUAUAUUUUGCUAUCCAACAUUUAUGCAGCAAAAGGAAUGUGGGAUGACGUGAAAAAGGUCAGAUCGAAGAUGUCUAGUCAAGGCGUGAAAAAAGAACCAGGGUGUAGCUGGGUUGAGAUUAAUGGUGAAUUUCAUACAUUUCUAUCUAAAGACGGUUCUCAUCCAAAGGUAAAAGAGAUUUACCUGAAGUUGGACGAACUGGACCAGAAACUGAAAGCAGCAGGAUAUGUGCCAAACACCCAGUUUGUGCUUAAUAAGGUCUCUGAAGAAAAGAAGAAGGAAAGUCUUAUUUAUCACAGUGAAAGAUUGGCCCUUGCCUUCGCCCUUAUAAGCAAGGGACCUGCAAAACCCAUACGGAUUUUCAAGAAUCUGCGCAUCUGUGGAGACUGUCAUAAUGCCAUGAAACUCCUCUCAGAUGUCAUUGAUAGAGAUAUUAUUAUCCGGGAUGUUACUCGUUUCCACCACUUCCAGAAUGGUUCUUGCUCUUGUCGGGAUUAUUGGUGAUGGCCUGAUGAAAAAGCUUGUAUGACUCGCUAUUGGGAUUUGUCAGAAAGUAGCUCAGCUACACACGUGCACAUUAGGAAAGGACAUGACAGAACUACAGGUUACAUUCAUGCUGAAUUUCACACUCUCAGAUCCCCACCGGCAAAAUCAUUGUAUUGGCUUGUUAAACUAUGUUUCUCAGAGACUAAUCGAAGAAACAAGGUGAAUGUUGAUAUAUGUGCCAUGGAGAUCAAGAUACAAACUUUAACACAACCUUAGAUGCUUUGUGUACCCAAGAAGUUCCUAAUGCACCUGCGAGCAAGUCUGCUCAUUGUCAUUCCGCUAGAUUGGAAAGACAACCAGAAAGAAGCUACACCUGUUCAGAAACUCCAGUUGUUAACUGAAGCUGCAUUUAUCAAUUUUCGGGUUCCUCAAAAUUUUGAUUCAGGAGAUUAUUUGAUCCUUGAAGUUCCAAGACAGUUGCAAACAGAAGGUUUCGGCGUCACGACGUGGAUCACUUCUGCCUGUGAACCAGGAACCACAAAAGUACUAACCAGAAGAUGGAUGAGAAAUGUAUAAUGUAAAUACCUUGCAUCCAUACUUUAUUACAGAUAUAUGGGUUUUACUAUUUGAGGAGUACUUGGUAAAAAUCUAAUGUAAUUUUCUUUUCUUUUUUUGCAAACAGAAAACUGUAACGUGUCAUUUAACAUA
Messenger RNA from Papaver somniferum (opium poppy), 3681 nucleotides. Its product is annotated as pentatricopeptide repeat-containing protein At3g24000, mitochondrial-like. The coding region runs from base 40 to 2991 and encodes 983 amino acids. The transcript has 3 exons. The record is from RefSeq and is a predicted model, not a curated record. Gene Ontology annotation, molecular function: RNA binding; protein binding; zinc ion binding. Lineage: Eukaryota; Viridiplantae; Streptophyta; Magnoliopsida; Ranunculales; Papaveraceae. Gene Ontology annotation, biological process: RNA modification.